Messenger RNA from Malaclemys terrapin pileata, 3617 nucleotides. RefSeq names its product protein phosphatase 1 regulatory subunit 36 (gene PPP1R36). The record is from RefSeq and is a predicted model, not a curated record. Bases 1 to 1377 code for a protein of 458 amino acids. Lineage: Eukaryota; Metazoa; Chordata; Testudines; Emydidae. The transcript has 11 exons. Gene Ontology annotation, molecular function: phosphatase binding. Gene Ontology annotation, biological process: negative regulation of phosphatase activity.
AUGGAACUUAUAGUUUCCAGGGGCUGUUACCGGGAUACCACCGUAAACAAUGCCUCCAGGAGCCGCAUUGUUCUCUCUGCGGCAGGCGGGCUCCCAAGCACCAUGCAACCUAUGACAAAAAUAGCCCCAGGGGUGUGGUACUGGAAAGAGGAUACCAAAACACUUGAAUUUGCAAGCUCCAUCCCCGCCGCAGAUGCUAAAGAGAAACUCAAGAAGGGCAAAACCAUCCAUUUUCAGGAAAUGGGUAGUAAAACACUAGACAGAUCGACUCCUAGUAUGUUUCGAGAUUUGUUUGGUGCAAGAUUCCCUGAGAAAAGAAUGAAUAUACAAGAAGAGAAAUCCCCUAGGCUGUCGAAGCGGGGACAAAAUGCGUGUGUUACAUUAGACGAUGUUAAAUAUGCUGCUUUGUUUCUGGUACAAGAAGAUGAAUCAUAUCAUAUACCUUCUUUUACAGCAGUUAUGAGGAGUAAGCAGCUGGAUGAGUUCCUCAUGGCUCUGCUUUUCUAUUUAUCGUAUUAUCUGGAAAAAAUUGCCCUGGAAAAGAAACCCAAAUCUUUUAUGGUAAACCCCAGUGUGUUAGACCAAAAAGAACAGGAGGAGACAUUGGCUAAGCUAACAGGAACCAAGAAACACCUUGCCAAGGUGUACUGCAUCCUUAUUCUUGGACUAGGAAUGGCUGAGCAGCAUCACAUGGCUUGUGGAAAGAGAAAAACAUCAUCAUCACAGAAGGACCGAGAGUUCUUUGAGUGCUUCUACAACUUCUGUACAUACGUGGCCUGGGUGGUGUUCAGACGGAAGCACUUCCAAGAGAUUCAGGAAGAAGUGGGCAGGCUUCUUCGCUCUGACAUAUUUAACCCCGCGUUGAGAGAAAAGAACAGCCCCAACCUGCAGAAAACAGAUGUCUCUGCCGAUCAGAGGAAAGUUAUUUUUCCCUAUCACAGGAGUGUAUAUGCCAGACGCCCAGCGAUAAAGAGUGUCAUUGGCCAGCGCUCGCCGGUGCUCAGUACGCUACUGCCCCUGCCCAAAGACAACGCUCAGUAUCUCUUCCAGACCCAUUACCUGCAUCGGGGCAGAACCCUUCCAACCUGCAGCAGCAGGGACCUGCCGGACUACUCAACUGUUGAGCUUACACCCAAGGUUGGCAUCAUUGGAGCCCUUCGCAGCAAGUUCAAUCCCCACACUCUCAUGCCUAUUGGGGUGAUAGAGGAGGAGGAGGAGAAGAAGGAGGAAGAACAAAGAACAAAGAGAAACAGUUUCUUAGCCAGUUCAUAUGACCUGGCUUUGUCGUCCCACAGAGGCACCCAAGUUGGAAUCAGUCGCCCGAGCAUGGUACUCUCAAGAGCAACUACGGAGGGGGACUACUCUGAGAAUGGUUAAUAGAAAUGGCGCCCUCUAGCAUUGAGGGUAAUUCUAGCAUGAGUUAAGUAAACCACUUUGAAGCUUCAUGUUUAAGAGCAGAGGCCAUUUGUUACAGGUAGCACAGCCUAGUGAAUAGGGCACUGGACUAGGACUAGGAUUUAGGUUCUGUUCCCGGCUUGGCCACUGACUUGCUGUGUGACCUUGGGCAAGUUAUUUCCCCCCACUUAGUGCCUCAGUUUCCUCAUCUGUAAAAUGGGAAUAAUGAGACUGACUCCCUCUGUAAAGCAUUUUGAGAUCUAUGGACCAAAAGAGCGAGGUAUGAUUAUUAUUUAUUCCUUUAAAAUUUGCAUUGCGAGAAGAUUCCUAGAAGGAUUAAAAGUUCUGGAAUUGAUGGUUUUACGGGAAUUUCCUCUUACAUGUUUAAUAUAGUAUGUUUACGGAUUUUUGAUUUCCAGAGAGUUUCACUGGGCUUUGCACAUAUGCAUCUCUCCAUACUAAUGCAUGACAGAUGUUGAUAAAUGAAUAGCAAAGAUGAAUACCACUAUUUAAAGAUAUGGGGCAGAUCCUCAGUUGUUGUAAAUCAGUGUUGCUACACUGAAAUCAAAGGAGUGAUGCUGAUUUACUCCAGAUGCAGAGCUAGCCUGCAGUAUUUAUUAUAUAGCAUUUAUCUCUCAUCUUUUACUUUCACCAGUGGGGGAAAAUAGGUCCUAGAAUUCCAAACAUCAAUUCUUGGAAAGUCUUGGAUUCUGUGACUUUCAGAGUCCUCCAUGACAUUUUCCGCUUCAGCUCUGGGACGGCGGGGCUGGAGCUCCCAGCCAUCAUGGGGACCCUGCAGCUCCAAACUGCCAGCCAUAGAGCUCUGAGGGACUGCAGGUGGUGGGGGCCAGAGUUCCCAGCCUUCCCAGCCACCAUGGGUGGCGGGGGCCCCCCGGAGCUUCCAGCUGCCACAGGCAGCAGGAGCCCCACAGCUCCCAACCGCCACAGGUUCCCUGGAGCUCCCAGCCUCCAGACUGCAGUGGGGGCUCAGGAGUUGUCAGCUGCAGUGGCAGGUGUUGGACCCCUCUUCCCACAGCAGGGGUUGGGCUUCAGUCAUCCCUUUCCCCAUGGGGCUCAGUCAGCCUCCAGUCAGCACCCCCCCUUAUCUUUAGUAAAAGUCACAGACAGUUCAUGGGCUUCCGUGAAUUUUUGUUUAUUGCCCGUGACCUGUCCGUGACUUUUACUAAAAAUAACCAUGACAAAAUCUUAACCUUAGCAUAAGAAAUUACAAGGGUUUACCUAUAAAACUGUCCGUAUUCUGCUACCAAUACCAUUAGCAGAAAACCGUGGUGAAAUCCUGCCCCUUUUGAAGUCAAUGGGAAUUUUACCAUUGAUUUCAAUGGGACCUGCAUUUCACCCCCUUGGUUCUAACAAUGAAAGAAAACCAAAGACAGGUAGAGUUUUCUGAGAGCCGAGAAGAAAACUUUAACAUCUCAGUGUAUUGUUUAAAAUGCUAUCUAUGGGACCGCUGCGAUUUUCUCAUGUACAUAGAUGUUGAAUGCGACGUGCUUUGUUCAGAACAAACACUUCUAUAUUAUGCAUUUCUGCAUUGGUUUAGGGAGGGCAAGUUAGUGAGAAGACAAAUACACAAGAAUCGGAUAUGGGCCUAGGUAAAUGUCCUUUUCUCAUGAAAAACAGAUUGCUGCUAGAAUAUAUAGCAGAAGUUCCAAACACCUGCCCCCCCACUGAUGUAUUUAUCUCAUCCUCAUAACCUUCAGGUUUUGCCAAUAUUAAAGUUUUAUUUUUAGAAAAGAAUCAGUAAAGUAAGAUUGCAUCGUGUGUAACAUGACCUUAAUGCUCUCACAUAUGGCCUGAAAAAUAGCACUGAGAGGAGGCUGGAUAGCUCACUGAUCAGAGUCCAAUGAUGACACUUCAAGGGCUAGAUUUUCUAAAAACUUGGUAGGGCCAGUGCACAUACAAAAUGCACAUACUGCUUGGUUUUGGGAGUCUCCAAAGUCCUCUAUGUGGUGUAUUGAGAACUGUAUUGAAAUUGUAGGUUGUCACUUUAAAUGGAUUUUCCUGGUCCUGCUUGCAGACUAGGGGUUUCUGUAAGGAAGCAUGUGAUCUGGGUCUAGCAGCAGUCAGUCUGGAGGCAGACAGCCUAUAGUAAGGUGAGGUGAAUUGUGCCUCACUUCCUUAGGGAGCAGUCUGAUUUCUUUCUGGUCUUGGGCUCUUAUAUGUUAUCAUUCUGAAGAAAUAAAGCUGUUUUUUGCAACCUUUCA